CUUUAGCGCGCAAAAAUUUCAAAAUGUUGCUCCGGGUGUUGAGAGGCGGCCAAGUGUGGUCCUCAGGAAGUGUCCAUCACGUUGAUCCGAUGUAUUCGAGUACAUAACCCAACAUUCUUCCAACCUUUGCCGUCGAAUCUCCACAUUGCCUGUGUGGUGCGUCUUCCUUUCUUUCCGCUUUUGUAUCUGAAGUCUGAGGCUUCAGCGAACAGCCGAAGGAACAGCCGUGGGAGAGCCAGUCACGGUUUAAAAAUCAGUGAUGUGGUUUUCGUUGUUUGGAAAAAUCACUCUGGGAGCGACAUAAAAAGAGAAAUGAAAGGGACCAAGGAGUUUUUUUUUUUUUUUUUUUUUUUCUCUUCAGGAGACGAGGAGAAGAUGUGACCCGAGGUAACAGUGGGAAGAAGAUAGGAAAGUUUGGGAAGAUAGGAAUAUUUGAGGACCCACAGGACGCCUGUGCAAGCACUGGAUUUUUCUGUACAAUGUCACUAAGGAAGCCGGUUGUGAGCCAAGGGGAAGGCAGAAAACAGCUGUGAAUAUGUUUCCAAGCUUUCCUGGCGGUUUAUGGCAUUCUCCAAACUCCUGUGCAAGGACGGUGGCUCAUCGAGAAGACCCAAGGAGGCUGUUCGUGGGAUCAAGUCUGGAUGAAGGAAGCCUCGUUCUUCUUUUCUUAUCCAGAACUAAGAGGAAAAAAAUGAAUAUGGUUUUUGCUCACAGAAUGGAUAACAGCAAGCCAGCUUUGGUCACUCCUACCCUUCUGGUGCCCCUCCACAACCACAGCUCCACCGACACCACCGCCCCUGUGCCAAGCCUCGGCCUGACUCACUCACAGGAGGAGCCCAACUGGAUGAGCAAUGGAACAGACCUUCGACACGCGCCGAAACCCGGGGAAGUGGCCACGGCCAGCGUUUUCUUUGGGACUCUGUGGUUAUUUUCCAUCUUUGGCAAUUCUCUGGUCUGCCUGGUCAUCCAUAGGAGCAGAAGGACCCAGUCUACCACGAACUACUUCGUGGUCUCCAUGGCCUGCGCUGAUCUUCUCAUCAGCGUCGCCAGCACGCCAUUCGUCCUGCUCCAGCUGGCCACGGGCCGGUGGGCGCUGGGCAGCGCCAUGUGCAAGGCCGUGCGGUAUUUCCAGUACCUCACGCCAGGGGUGCAGGUCUAUGUGCUCCUCUCCAUCUGCAUAGACCGCUUCUACACCAUCGUCUACCCCCUGAGCUUCAAGGUGACCAGAGAGAAAGCCAAGAGAAUGAUCGCAGCCUCCUGGAUCUUCGAGGCAGCCUUUGUGAGCCCAGUGUUGUUCCUCUACGGCUCCAACUGGGACGGCCAUUGUAACUACUUCCUGCCUUCCUCUUGGGAAGGAACCGCCUAUACUGUUAUCCACUUCUUGGUAGGCUUUGUGAUUCCAUCUGUCCUCAUCAUCUUAUUUUACCAAAAGGUCAUAAAGUAUAUUUGGAGAAUAGGCACUGACGGCCGAACAGUGAGGAGGACAAUGAACAUUGUCCCAAGGACAAAAGUCAAAACUAUCAAGAUGUUCCUCAUUUUAAAUCUAUUGUUUCUGCUCUCCUGGCUGCCUUUUCAUGUAGCUCAGCUGUGGCACCCCCACGAACAAGACUAUAAGAAAAGUUCCCUUGUUUUCACAGCUGUCACAUGGAUAUCCUUUAGUUCUUCAGCCUCCAAGCCUACUCUGUAUUCAAUUUAUAAUGCCAAUUUCAGGCGAGGGAUGAAAGAGACUUUUUGCAUGUCCUCGAUGAAAUGUUACCGAAGCAAUGCCUAUACGAUCACCACGAGCUCAAGGAUAGCCAAAAAAAACUAUGUCGGCAUCUCAGAAAUCCCUCCCAUGGCUAAAACGGUAACCAAAGACUCAAUCUAUGAUUCCUUUGACAGAGAAGCCAAGGAAAAAAAGCUCGCUUGGCCCAUUAACUCAAACCCACCAAAUACUUUUGUCUAAUUUCUCAGAAUCCUUUCGAUUAUUGUUAUGCACCAGAGAUUAAAAAAGCUUUAACUACAAAAA
Ochotona curzoniae (black-lipped pika) is the source of this 2008-nucleotide messenger RNA. Its product is annotated as probable G-protein coupled receptor 19. NCBI's taxonomy places the organism in Eukaryota, Metazoa, Chordata, Mammalia, Lagomorpha, Ochotonidae. The transcript is spliced from 4 exons. Gene Ontology annotation, cellular component: plasma membrane. Gene Ontology annotation, biological process: G protein-coupled receptor signaling pathway. Bases 536 to 1945 code for a protein of 469 amino acids. Gene Ontology annotation, molecular function: G protein-coupled receptor activity. The record is from RefSeq and is a predicted model, not a curated record.